This is a messenger RNA of Clunio marinus, 267 nucleotides long. The record is from the annotation of a GenBank genome assembly. NCBI's taxonomy places the organism in Eukaryota, Metazoa, Arthropoda, Insecta, Diptera, Chironomidae.
AUGCAUUUUUAUUUCCUAUUAAACUUCGUUUCAUUCGAAUCUCAUUUAACCGCGACUUUAAUAAGUGAAGAGUUUGCAGAGAUUUGGCAAAAGCUGCCAAGUGCUGCGAUGAAGAAAUGUUUAAUGUUUUCACUUCUGGAAAAACUUCUACCUCUAUCUAGUAAAGAAUUUCAAGGGAAAGAAAAACUCUCAAAAUAUGCUUCACGUUAUUUCAAGCGUUCAGAAGUUAUGACGAAGAAUAAUAAAAGGAAACCUAAAAAAACAUAA